Messenger RNA from Heterobasidion irregulare TC 32-1, 777 nucleotides. RefSeq lists its product as uncharacterized. The transcript has 2 exons. NCBI's taxonomy places the organism in Eukaryota, Fungi, Basidiomycota, Agaricomycetes, Russulales, Bondarzewiaceae. The annotation marks the transcript as partial. The record is from RefSeq and is a predicted model, not a curated record.
ACUACCUCGUCUCAUCCUGCCACUUAGCUUACCCUUGUCUUUUGGGCCUUCAACUCGAUCCACCAGAACAUAUAUGACCACUCCCGCUGCCAAGGUUGAAACUUGGAACACCUAUGAAUUCCUUACCUUACGAGCUCCUCAAUGCCAUCGUUCACGAAGUCCCUCCUGGCCAGAACCUCUUACAGGUUCGAAUGUUGAACCGGACAUUCUGUGCGAUAACUACGCCGCUCAUAUUUCGACGAGUCGAUGUUACUAAUACGCCUGAGAGCGCAAGGACAUUCAGUAAUAUCUUACGAUCCAAGGCGCUUGCAUGUGUUGUCCAAGAAAUUGUCUUCCGAGAAAACUAUGCAGUUCUCAUGGGCAAAGGUCUCUAUUUGUUCCAGGGUUCUCGUCAAGCAUUGAGCCGAUUGUCCUUGAACACAUCGCACCCAGAAGUUAUAGCCUUACAGGAAUCCCUCGCUUUGUCAUUCUCCUGCCUUCGCGAUUUCUCAUCUAUCAAAUGCCUGUCGUUAUCAUUUUGGUCUGGGAGCAGACACUUUUAUUCACAACAUCCAUGGAAUCUUCAAAUGGCAAUCAUCCGCGCGAUUUCAGGUCAAUUAUCCCUAGCUACACUCACUUGUCUCUCCAUCAACAACUUGUACACAUGUCACGGCCCACAGUUUGAUGACCCUGCUUUUCAGAAUCUCUUCAGUGGACUCGACACUCUACGUAUCUCAUCGUCUUGCGGCUUGGACCCCCCAGCCCCGUUAUUUCAGCUCCCAUUUGCCAAAUUUUGGG